Molecule: messenger RNA, 1717 nt
Organism: Erythranthe guttata (spotted monkey flower)
Lineage: Eukaryota; Viridiplantae; Streptophyta; Magnoliopsida; Lamiales; Phrymaceae
Product: zinc finger CCCH domain-containing protein 62
Source: RefSeq, a predicted model, not a curated record
GGCAGAAUUAAAUUCCUUUGAUUUAUUUCGGGACAAUUACACUGAAACAAGUGAUCGCCUCGCUUGGUAAUUUGAAUGGCUGGUGAGACAUCCAGGAAACGCAGUUUCAUCGAAAUCUCAUCGGAAUCGGAAUCGAAAUCGAAAUCAUCUCCGUCGCUGAGCGAUGAUGACGCCGAUGAGGAGUUCAGUUCUUCUUCGACUUCUCGAGAUGAUGAUAGUGAUGGGAAUGAGUGGGAUUAUUCAGCAGACGAAGAUGCAAAGGACGACGAUGAAGAUGAAGAUUGUGCUGACGUAGAUUCCAUGUGCAAUAAAGUCACUCAUCUCGUUCGAGGGGGGAGUGAUCUCCAAGAACUAAAGUUGGUGGAAUGUAAAGCAUAUCUUCGAAGACAUGGCUUGAGACUGACAGGAUCUAAAGGAGAGUGCAUUGGAAGAAUUAAGGAGCAUUGGAGGUUGAAAGAUGGAAGCGGUGAAGCAUUCUAUCCCAGAUCAUCAUUCAUAAUUAACUGCACUGGUGAUGUGUGCAUGGGAGAUGUCGUCUUGUUCAAGCAGAAAGUACAUCAGAAUUGGAACAGUUCUGACAAGAUUCCGAGAAGCAGAAGUCUUCGGUGGAGGACUGUUGCUGGGAGGGUUAUCAAAGAAAGUUAUGGUGCUGCCAAACAACAACAUACUUUCACGGUUGAAGUGCUGUGGAGCAGAGGGACGAAGAUGCUUGAUCCACUUUUCCCUUUACUAGUGAAGGGCCGCAACCUCUAUAGAAUGAAAACUUUUAGACAGCGUUGGAAAAAUGAGGAAGAAAGACUGGAAGUACUUUCUGAAAAGCAUAAACGAGGAGCUGCAGCAAGAACUGUAAGAGAUACGAGAAAGAAAAAAGCUGUCUCGAAUAAAGAUAAAUCCUCUGCAUACAAAGGUGCCAAACGUUGUAAGAAUUUGCAUCACUCAGGUCCAUCUCGAACAAGAGAGACGACUCACUCGAAGAAGAAUUGUCUAAACAAACACGGAAAGGCAGCCAAAAACAAGACCCACAGUCCUGGUCAAAGUUCCGCUACUUCUGAAAAGUUUAGUUCAAAACAAAACGGAGGUCCAUCUGCACCUAACUGGAGACAUCCGAACCUUAUUCAACCUGUCCAAGUAAGAGAACCCCCUUAUUUGGAAUAUAAUAAUUACCCUUCCCAAAAUAUUUACCAUUUCCGCCCCGAUUUUUUCCCAAGUGGACUGCAUCAGUUUCCUCCUCAUAGAUUACCUCACUCCAAUCAUCUGCCAAGGUAUGGACCGAACCCUAUUUCAGAGCGGAAUGAAUUUAUUCAGGGCAGUUUCAUUGACCCUCGUUAUUCACAUUCUAAUGAGUUUUACAGACCAACGGGAUCCCCUAGGCAAAUGAACAAUGACCGAACAUUUUAUUCCUCAGCUAAUGACACGCGUAGAUGGAGAUGAAUGAUUAUACGGUUUAAAUCUCUGAUGCAAUCCCUGAUCUACACAUCUACAAAGGUACUGAAUUUGGGCAGUUAUUGAAAAUUCUACUCUCUUUUUUAUUCCCUGAAAAAAAAUGUAUUUUACUAGAACUUGUAUUUUACUGUAUACAAGUUCUAGUAAACUGAAACAUUAUGGUUUGAAAAGUUGAAAACUAGUAGAAUGUCCAGGAACCAUGUGAAAACAUUAAUCGGUAAUUCCACAAUAGGUUCUUUUACUUGUUAAAAAUCGAUUAUGAUUCAUUUUGAUC